Molecule: messenger RNA, 4108 nt
Organism: Portunus trituberculatus (swimming crab)
Lineage: Eukaryota; Metazoa; Arthropoda; Malacostraca; Decapoda; Portunidae
Product: transmembrane protein 115-like
Exons: 3
Coding region: 23-1261 (412 amino acids)
Biological process (GO): retrograde vesicle-mediated transport, Golgi to endoplasmic reticulum
Cellular component (GO): membrane; Golgi apparatus
Source: RefSeq, a predicted model, not a curated record
AGAAUCUGUUGCGUCGACCAAGAUGGCUUCUGCAGGUGUCGUUUUUCGCCACUUACCUUUAAUCAAACAGUCAUUAAUUGCCAUAAUUGGAAACACUGGACUAUUCGUGAAGUUCGUAUGUGUUCUGCUGAUAAUAGGGUAUGGUCUGUCGUUCUCUGAGGCGGCGGUGGAGGUGUUGAGUGUCACCCCGGGUUACCUGCUGCCUCCUACCUUUUGGCUCUGGACAGCCUUCACACACUGCUUCCUGGAAGUGCGGUUAUGGCAGGUGUGUGUGGACCUAGUCACACUGGGCUUGUGUGGCAAGUUGAUAGAGCCGUUGUGGGGCAGCUUCGAGAUGGUGCUGUUCUUCCUGCUGGUCAAUGUUUGCGUGGCCUUUAUCUCGGCGCUCUUCUACCUCAUCAUCUACAUGUGCACCUUCAACCCCGAGGUGCUGUUCAGCGUGCAGAUCAACGGCAUGGCGGGCUACAUAGCGGGCCUGUCCGUGGCGGUGAAACAGAUCAUGCCUGACCACGUCCUCCUGCACACCCGCACCCCUCUAGGCAAGGUGUCCAACAGGCAUGUCCCGCUGUGCCUCUUCCUGACGGCACUGCUGCUGUACCUGUGCCACCUGCUAGAGGGCCUGUACACCACCAUGAUAGGCUGCGGCAUAGCGGUGUCCUGGGUGUACCUGCGCUUCUACCAGGUCCACUCCAAUGGCACCCGUGGCGACAUGGCAGAGACCUUCGCCUUCUCCUGUUUCUUCCCAACGGUCCUUCAGCCGCCCAUACAGGUGGUGGGCGAUGCUGUGUACUCAUGCUUGGUGAGGAUCAGGCUGUGUCGAAGGCCUGUCCGACGGUACGAUGUAGGAGCGCCCUCUUCCAUUUCAAUCUCACUACCUGGAAUGGAUCCACAUGAUGCAGAAAGGAGGAGACAAAAGGCACUGCGUCUGCUCAGUGCUCGCCUCAACCAGGACAAGAGUGAAGGUGGAGGAGCCUGGCCUACGCUGGAUGACUCCCCUGGGUCCCGUGCUCAGUCUCCCUCCCCAUCUUCCAACCCUCCCUCCACACACUCCUCGACCCUCAUGUCUAAAUCAAGCAAGUCUGUCACCAUUGCUGCACCCUCUGAUGCUACUGAGCUGCCUCACCCUCCCAGCCAAGCAAGUAUGGUGCCUCCUCUCCCUACCUCUUCCUCCUCCUCCCCAGCAUCCCCUCCCAGCAGUAGUUCUGGCCCUGCCACAGCCACAUUAGUGGAUAUAGAACAAGAGACCUCGCCUGCCACCUAACUCUCUCUGUGAUUGGCAGCAGAGUUUGGCCUUGUUUUUACUAGUUUUUAAGAAAUUUAGCCAUUUCUUGUAAUUCUUAGGAUAUUUUUUAUCAUAUCCUGAAUGAUAAGAAAAAGUGGCAUUAAGGAGUAUUUAAUACAGGUAAGGGGCAAGUUUUAAUUUUUCCAGGAGUGCAUAAGAACAGAGUAAUUCUUUUUGUAUGCUAUGGAGAGGGAAGAGGACUGUAUUACAUAUGUGAAUUAUAUGAAUGAAAUAAGUUAUUCUAAUUGACUACUACUUCUUUACCAAUCACACCACCAUGCAUGCACAAACGUUCAUGUCAUCACCUUCAGAGUAGCUCGAAGAAACUGGUGGGAGGGCAGUAAUGUACCACAAGGACCUGCACUGAGCUAGUCAUAGGGAGAACUUCAUGGAUGUCAUUGUGAGAGUUCUGUGCGCACAAGGAAGGGAUGUGUUAUUUGGGUGCUCUCCCAUCCUCAGAUUCUUGGCUGUUUGUAGUUUGUGAUAAUUUUAUUGAUAUAUGUCAGCAGAGAAUGUGGAGACAGUUAUCAUGUUUGUUAUGUUAGAUAUUGAAUGAUCUGCCCUUUCUGUCUGUAUUCUUCAAAGCAGUUUUCAUUGAAGCUCAUAAUAUACCAGUGCAUUGAACUGAUGGCUUCCCACACAGCAGAAUCUUGACAUAGAACCAUAUUACAGACAUUCUUACACAUUUGCACACAGACACAGGAAUGAAUUAACUCUUAACAUUAUUUUCUUGAAUAAAAAAUCUCUUUGUAUGAUUUUUUAAAAUUACUUUGUAUAUUGUGUUAGUUUGGUGUAAUAAGCCAUGGUGAAUUGGAAGUUUUGUGUAUAUUUGUGUAAGUUGCCAUUUUGAUAUAUAUGUAUGAAGAUCAAUCCGUCUCUAGUCCAACAGAUCCUUGCUUUUCAUGAUUGCUGGAGUCAUUCAUCACAGUGUUCAUCGCCAUGGCAAUCUGAGAAAUAUUUGUCUCUGGAGAUGUAAUUACUGUUCAUAUAUAGGUUUGGAGUGAUGAUGCAAUGCUUGUCAAGUUGUGACCAUUAUGAAGUGAUGUAUAAAGACACCAAAUGGCUUUUAUUUAUUUUUUUAUUUAUUUUUUUAUUUAUUUUUUUUAUUUAUUUAUUUUUUUUUCAAUGGACAUUAUUAGUGCUUAUUUUCCUGACAAUUGUAGUAAUAUUGUUUUUGACCAGUGAAGUGAAUCCUUAUUAUUCCAAAUGGAUAAAACAUGAAUGGUUGGGUAAUGUUUUACCACACCAUUUUGAUAACAUUAUAUUCUGUAUAAGCCACUGCACAAAUUAAGUGCGUAGUUGAAAUCAUAUUUUUGAAACCCAGAUUGUUCCUUUUCUUCCAAUGUGGACUCUGUCUUGCAGUUUUCAGAGCCUUUCUAUUUUUCACUGCCUGCAAAACUAUUCACAUGUUGCUGAAGAUCAUAGUUGAAUUUGUUAUAUUUUAGUACCUCAGAAUCCAGACUAACAGUUCAGCUAUUGUUUAUUAUGAUUUAUCCUAUUGAUGUCAAGUAUCAAAGAGAAUGCUUAAAGGUUUUGAAUAUGUACAGUACUUCUAUCUUGAAUUGCAUUUAUUCUAAUAUAUUUUAAAUAUUCACUGUGCUGAAUGAAAAGAUGUGUGUAGCAGCAAGAAAUAAUAAUACAUUUUUUAUUUUUUAUUUCAAUGUAUGAAUUGAAGUCUUAUGCAUUCAGUCAAAUGCCUAACAAAAUUCAUAAAGUGCACAUGUAUUUUGAAGUAAGUUCCCUAAUAGCUACUUGGCUGUUUAUCAUACUGUGGAUGAAAUUACCAUGUUGAUUUUGAAACAAGCUUUGUGUUGGGAUAGCCUACAACAUACAAGCAACUGAUAAAGAUCAAUGAAGAGGGUUGGGAGAUGCAUUUAUUCUGCAAUAUAAUAUAGAUUACUGCUGAUGGUGAUGAUGAUGGUUAUGUUAAUAUCAUAAACUAUGCUGGCCUUGUAAGUCUUCCCCAUUAAUUAAUUUUGAAAUGUUAAACCUGUGCAGUGGCUUAUAUACUGUUGAAUGUCUCAUAAGAAGAUUGCUGUGUGUUUGUCUGUGUGUGUGUGUGUGUGUGUGUGUGUGUGUGUGUGUGUGUGUGUGUGUGUGUGUAUUCAUGGAUGUAUUUUCAGUAUUCUUUCUCCAACUAUGGUCCUUAGAUUGGUGAGUGAUUCCACUUCAUGAAAAAUUGUGUCAAACCAAAUAGCUUGUAUUAAAAAUUAUUGAACAGCUUUGUAAUGCAACAUUUGAUACUAAAUAACAUGUUCCACAUUUGUGAGCAUUGAGAUAGGGUGAUGAAAUUAAUGGCAUAAAUAGAUUCAAUAACAGUUAGGUGCAUUGCUGUUUUUCUUGUAUAAACAUGGCAUGGAGUAUGGUGUUCUUUUCAUCAAUGCUAUUGAUACUAUUCAGCCACAUAUCAUCCCUACCCACUACAGUAGUAGUGAUGGUACUUUACCAUUCAUUUGGUUUACCCAUUGUAGCACAAAAGGUCUUCACUAUCAAUUUUUUCUCUUGGCUUAGUUAACAAAAAUUCUUCUCUGAAAGGAUACACCAUCAGAUUAAUAUGAAGUACCUGGGUAUGCCAUUCUAAACUGAUUCUCAUUAUUCUGCUUCAAUGAACAUAGCUUCCUGCCUAGUCAGUAUCACAAGAUAUAGUUUUGUAAGAAAUAAUGCACUGGAGAUUAAUUAAUCUUACACAUUUAUGACAAAUUUAACUUGGUUUUGUUUUCUACAUAUUUAUAUUCAGUGGAAAGAAUUUACACCAUUGACAAUUUUGACUAGUGGUAUGUGAUAACAAAUUGAAAUGGGAUAUAAUAAAACAAAUUUUGCUCACUA